AUGAUCAUGUACGGAGAUAUCCCUUAUAUUCGCAUAACACGCUCAAUCCCUCGUGAAAUGAGAGAUAAAUUACCCCAGGAGUAUCUCUCAAUAAUGGAGACUACGAGGUUGCUGAAAGCCGAGCAUCUUCAUAAGGCUGUUUUGCAAUUGUCACUUCUUUAUCGCCACAAAUUUGGCGUACACUUCCCAGCUCUAAAUCUGCCGCCGAUACUAUAUCAUUAUAUUAGGAGACUAGCUCUUCCGGUUGACAUCUACUCCGCCGUGAAGAGACUGCAGGAUCUUCUUGGUUUUUCCUUCGAAUUCCCGAAAGGUCUUGCCAGCAGAAGUAGACCUCAUGACCUACCUGAAAUCCAAUUGGUCACCCUCAUCGUCAUAUCUACUAAAUUACUUUUCCCCUUCGACGACCUUAAAAGAUACCCUGCCUCGGCAAAGGAACCCGCCACGCAAGUCAUCGAUUGGAAGCACUGGGCUCAAGCCCAGAAACAGUUUGAUAGCCGAGAAACAGCUAGGGGCAGAAUUGGCAAAGGCAAUGAAAUUCUAGUGAAUGAGCAUGAUGUGUUUAACAUGACACCGAGUCAACUGGAUGAGUACAUGAAUUGGUACGAGAAUAACUGGCUCGACAAUAGCAAAGCGUCAAAUCCACUAAGCGAUUUAUUUCCCGUUGAGCCAACCGGCACGGACUCUCAAGAAGCAGCAGGUCCUCCGGAUGAAGAUGAUGAGGAGGCUAUAGGCUCAAUGCUACGAACAGUUACACAACGACUCAAGCCUCGGAAAGUUAUCACGGAGGGUAACUUGGAUGUCCCUCGACCAGGAUCAUCGUAUGUGCGGUAUAAAAUGGAGUCUGAUUUGCCCGAGAAUGCGCGACCUUUCUACGAAACGGCAGCAAAGGUGGUCGGAGUAUCAUUAUCUACCCUCGUACGAGCUGUAUCCCACGCAGAAUAUAAGAUUAUGCGAUGGCUUGAAGACCAGAGACGUAUUGAGCUCUAUGGAGAUGCUUCAGGCAUAGAGUUUGCGAAAUUCGACAGCUCUGAUGAUAUGGGUGAACAAGAUAUGACCGAUUCGGAUGACAGUCCUUCAUAUUAA
This is a messenger RNA of Aspergillus oryzae RIB40, 1083 nucleotides long. RefSeq lists its product as uncharacterized. Gene Ontology annotation, biological process: nucleolar large rRNA transcription by RNA polymerase I; RNA polymerase I preinitiation complex assembly. Gene Ontology annotation, molecular function: RNA polymerase I core promoter sequence-specific DNA binding. The transcript is spliced from 4 exons. Lineage: Eukaryota; Fungi; Ascomycota; Eurotiomycetes; Eurotiales; Aspergillaceae. Gene Ontology annotation, cellular component: RNA polymerase transcription factor SL1 complex; RNA polymerase I core factor complex. Bases 1 to 1083 code for a protein of 360 amino acids. The record is from RefSeq and is a predicted model, not a curated record.